AUGUAUUCAUGGAAAUUGUCUAAAUUUAGAUUUGGGAAAGGUAGUGACAAGGAGAAUGAAAACAAAAGCAACAAUAUUAAGAAUAAAGAGAACUCUUCAACUAAGUUAUUUGGGUCUUCUGAUAACAAGAGAAGUUCAACAAUAAAUGAAGAAACUGAAUUAACUGAUAUAGAAAAGAAUUCUAUAAAUAGAACUUCUUCUUCACUUGCUGGAAUGAAAAGUCGAAAUAGCACUGACGUUAAUGAAGCUUCCUCAACUCCACCAAUUUCAUUGGAUGUCGAUAAUAGUAGCACUACCGAAAAGAUGGAUAUCGAUGAGCAGCAGGUUAUUCCUAAUAAUACUACUAGCGCUGGUAAAAUGACAAUAAAAGUAUACAAAGGUGAAGGUUUCAUAUUACCGUUCCCACUUACAUCAAAUGAAACCGUGUUAAACAAACUAAUUCAGGCAGGGGAGACAACACAGGGAACAAAUAACUCAAAUGACAUUAAUUCCUUAAUUAAAACUUUAUCAGACAUGAAUAUUAAACAAAAGCAGGAUUCAACAGAAGAAGUAGUUCUUUCAAGCGAAACUUUAUGCAAAUAUAUUCCGGCUACCAUAAGGAUACCGGGAUCAGAAACUUUAAACCCACUAUUAUAUUUCACAAUAGAAUUUGAUAAUACAGUUGCAACAAUAUUACCAGAAUCAGGUACUAUUAAUCAACCAGUGUUUAAUAAAAUUUCUCUUUUUGACGUCACUAGAAUAUUACCAACUUUAAAAAUCGACGUGUUUGCACGUAUACCGUCAGUGUUACUACCGUCAAAGUCUUGGCAAGACGCUAACAGUUUUCAAAAUGAGAAACUGAAAACAAUGUUUGAAAAAUUGAAUAACAAUCAAGAUAUCCAAAUUGGCUCUUUCACUUUACCAAUUAAUUUGAAAAUUGAUUCAGCAGCUAAUUUAAGAUUAUAUAGUCAUUAUUGGUUAACAUUGGAUGAUGACAUGGGUAAAUUAAACAUCACAAUUGAUUACAAACCUACCAAGUAUAAGAAAUUAUCCAUUGACGAUUUUGAUCUUUUAAAAGUUAUUGGUAAAGGUUCCUUUGGUAAAGUUAUGCAGGUUAGAAAGAAAGAUACUCAGAAAAUUUAUGCCUUGAAGGCAAUUAAAAAAGCCUAUAUUAUUUCCAAAUCCGAAGUGACCCAUACAUUAGCUGAAAAGACAGUCCUUUCUAGAAUAAUUUGUCCAUUUAUUGUUCCAUUAAAGUUUUCAUUUCAAUCACCAGAAAAACUAUAUUUGGUUCUAGCUUUCAUUAACGGUGGUGAAUUAUUUUACCAUUUACAAAAGGAGGGUAGGUUUGAUUUAUCGAGAUCAAGAUUUUAUACUGCUGAACUUUUAUGUGCUUUAGAAACGCUGCAUAAAUAUAGCAUUAUCUAUCGUGAUCUUAAACCGGAAAAUAUUUUAUUAGAUUAUCAAGGACAUAUUGCAUUGUGCGAUUUUGGAUUGUCGAAGUUAAAUAUGAAAGAUAAGGAUAAGACAGAUACAUUUUGUGGCACCCCAGAAUAUUUAGCUCCUGAAUUGUUACUAGGACAAGGAUAUACAAAUGUUGUGGAUUGGUGGACAUUAGGUGUUUUACUAUAUGAAAUGCUAACCGGUUUACCACCAUAUUAUGAUGAAGAUGUACCGAAAAUGUAUAAGAAAAUUCUGAAAGAGCCUCUAAGAUUUCCAGAAGGAUUUGACAGCGAUGCUAAAAGCUUAUUGAUUGGUCUUUUAAGUCGUGAUCCAAAGAGAAGAUUAGGUUAUAAUAGUCCUGACGAGAUCAAGAAUCACCCUUUCUUCAAUAACUUAUCAUGGAAUCGUUUAUGGUUGAAAGCAUAUAUUCCUCCAUUUAAGCCAUCUGUAAGCAGUUUAAUUGAUACAAGUAAUUUUGAUCAAGAAUUUACGAAGGAAAAGCCCGUUGACAGUGUUGUUGAUGAAUUUUUAAGUAAUAGUGUUCAACAACAAUUUGGUGGGUGGACAUACGUAGGAAACGAACAACUAGGAAGCUCAAUGGUGCAAGAUAGUAGUAUUAAUUGA
This is a messenger RNA of Tetrapisispora phaffii CBS 4417, 2046 nucleotides long. Its product is annotated as serine/threonine-protein kinase. NCBI's taxonomy places the organism in Eukaryota, Fungi, Ascomycota, Saccharomycetes, Saccharomycetales, Saccharomycetaceae. Gene Ontology annotation, biological process: protein phosphorylation. The coding region runs from base 1 to 2046 and encodes 681 amino acids. The transcript has a single exon. The record is from RefSeq and is a predicted model, not a curated record. Gene Ontology annotation, molecular function: ATP binding; protein serine/threonine kinase activity.